AUGUCUACUUUUUUUGAUGACAUGAAGAGGUCUUUCGAGGCAGUGCCCUUAGAUUCUGAUAAGAAGAUUUCUACACCAGAAUUUUUAGAAGCCUCUGAAUCCUUGGUUAAAUUAUUUGACGUCAUAGGGAACCCUGCAUUUGGUAUGGUUCAGAAUGAUUUGACUGGUAAUAUCGAGAAGGUUCGUAAGAGAUAUUUGGCGAAACCGGAUGAAUCUGCAAAAUUACAAGAUUUGGUUACCAAUGAAAGAGCAGAAGGACAAAAAACAGCCAGCGAAGGUUUGCUAUGGUUAAACAGAGGGCUACAAUUUACGGCACAAGCUAUGACUGAAACAAUCGAGAACCCAUCUAUGGAAUUGCCUGAAUCAUUCACCAAUGCUUACAAGAAGACAUUAAGCAAACACCACAACAUGCUUCUUAAGCCAGUUUUCAAGUUCGCUAUGAAGGCUUGUCCGUACAGAAAGGACUUCUUUGAAAAGCUCGGUGCUGACCAAGACAAGGUUAACAAGCAAUUGGAGGCUUGGGUUGCUGCCCUCAGUAAUAUUGUUGCUAUUCUAUUAGAAUUCUUAGCUACAACAUGCAAAGAUCUAUAA
Molecule: messenger RNA, 591 nt
Organism: Kluyveromyces marxianus DMKU3-1042
Lineage: Eukaryota; Fungi; Ascomycota; Saccharomycetes; Saccharomycetales; Saccharomycetaceae
Gene: Plekha8
Product: GLTP domain-containing protein
Exons: 1
Coding region: 1-591 (196 amino acids)
Biological process (GO): ceramide transport; intermembrane lipid transfer
Cellular component (GO): membrane; cytosol; cytoplasm
Molecular function (GO): ceramide 1-phosphate transfer activity; ceramide 1-phosphate binding
Source: RefSeq, a predicted model, not a curated record